AUACACCACGUUGUCGGUUGCUCGUGCACGAGGUCGGCCAUACUGCUAAUUCAGAUAAAUAUUAUCAGUUCAGGCACGCCAAAUGAAUCAAUAGCCUGGACUUUGGCUUCAAGUGGUUUUACUUGCCCACCACCAACAACAUGCCCAAGAAAAACUAUAGUAGCCUUGCUAAACUCGCUUUUAUUCAAAUUGACUGUCAACUUUGCUUUUGAAAGUCUACAAAAGAGCUCCUUCAUCUGGAUAACAUGCUCAUUCCAAUCAUGACUAUAAAUUACAAUAUCAUCAACAUAAGCUUGACAUCUAUGCAUUCCAGCAAUUACCCGAUUGAUCAAACGUUGGAAAGUCGCCUGAGAAUUUUUCAUUCCAAACAGGCAAACUAAAUAUUCAGAGACCAUCAGCAGUUACAAAAGCAGAAAUUUCUCUAUCUCUCAUGGUUAACGGUAUUUGCCAAUAACCCUUCAGAUGAUCAAACCUACUAGCAUAGUUAGCAUUUCCUGUUUUGUCUAUACAAUCAUCAAUUCGUGGAAUAGGAAAAGAAUCGGAUUUUGUUACAGCAUUUACUUUACGAAAAUCUGUACAAAAUCUUACACCGCCAUCAGGUUUAGGAACCAACAAACAAGGAGAACUCCAGUUACUAAAACUGGGUUGAAUAAUAUUAUUCUCAAUCAUAUAUUCAACCUAGUUUCGAAGAAGUUCCUGUUUUUGAGGACUAACUUGAUAAGCAUGUUUUAUUGGCCUUGAUUCACCAACAUCAACAUCAUGUUCAAUGACACUUGUUCGACUAGGAACAUCAGGAAAAAUACUACUGAAUUCACCAAUGAUGUUUCUAACAUCAAUUUGCUGUUUUUCACUUGAAUGUUUCAGUUUUACAUCCAAAUUCAACAACACUUUUGAAUUUAUCAAUUUUGGUUCAACUGAACUGAAAACAUCUUUUGGUUUUUCAUCCUCACUAUUUAACCCUGUUAAAGCUAUAGUGUUCGCCAUUACCUUUUCUCGGUUAUGAUAUUCUUUUAGCAUAUUUAUAUGACAAAGCUGGGUUUUCUUUUUACGAUGAGGUUUACUGAUCACAUAAUCAACAUCAUUGACCUUUUCUUUAACAACAUAAGGUCCUUGAAAUUUCCCUAGCUUUUUUGUCAAACCAGAUUUUCAUCUUGUUUUGAGUAUGCAGUAACACUUCUUGUGAUACUUCUCUAACUGUUUGCAUUUGCUCUUUCAAAUCCAUAACAUACUUCAAAGCAUUAGUUUCAUUUUUCACCUUAGAACCUAUCCAAGAUUCAUACAACAUUUGUAAUGGACCACGAAUGUUAUGCCCAUACAACAUUUCAAAUGGAGUAAAUACCAAUGAUUUAUGAUAAGUAUCCCUAACAGCAAACAACAAUAAAUGAAUUCCUUCAUCCUAAUUGUUACGUUUUUUUCCCAUACAAUACUUUCUGAUCAUUGACUUUAAAGUUCCAUGAAAUCGUUCCAAAGGACCUUGAGUUUCAGGAUAAAUAUUAUCAGUUCAGAAGAUAUAUCGUCUGCAAUGGCCGGACGGCAGGAAAUACGGUUCUCCAAGUAUGACGCACUGGGAAACGAUUUCGUUGUCAUUGAUAACCGAAACGGAUUACUUACCCUCGACUGCGACUUAAUUCUGCGCAUGUGCGACCGGAAACGGGGAAUUGGAGCCAAUGGGCUGUUAGAAGUGCGUGAUCACCCGGAGUUGGCGUACAUUAUUGUGUACUACAACUCAGAUGGAAAGGAAGGUAGACUCUGCGGAAACGGCUCUCGCUGCAGUGUGGCGUUUGCGAAACAAAUUGGAAUAGUUCUCGUCGAUGACGUAAUCACAUUCGGGGCCUGCGACGGUGAACACCAGGGCGGCUACAACAAGGGUGAUAACCAGUAUUUUAUAAGUAUGAAGGAUGUACGUGUGUCCGACAUCACCGUUUACGACAAAGACAACUACUUUCUUGACACUGGGACGAUUCAUCAUGUGCGAUACGUACGUGACUUGGCCACUUACAAUGUUUAUGAUGAAGGGAGACAACUCCGUUUUAACUAUUACAAAGACGUGGGUGGGUCGAACGUUAACUUUGUCGAAGUGACGAAAGAUGACAAAAUUCGAGCCAGAACUUACGAAAGAGGGGUGGAGGAGGAAACCCUCGCCUGUGGUACCGGUGCCACUGCAGUUGCCUUGGUAACGUGGCUGAAAAAGAAUCCACGGGUGGUACGUGCUAACACCAGUGGUAGUGUUACGGAAGAGGAAUUUACUGUUUAUAUGGAAGGCGGUAAUCUUGUCGUUUCGUUCCUGUUUAACGGUGAAGCUUUCACUCGAGUUUAUUUAAAGGGGCCUGUUACUCAUGUGUUUGAUGGUGUGUACUUCGUGUAACAUGGAUCUGGGGCCUGUUACUCGUGUUUGAUGGUGUGUACUUCGUGUAACAAGUAUCUGGGGCAUGUUACUCAUGUGUUUGAUGGUGUGUACUACUCAGAAAUUAAAACUUGCAUCGACUUAGUCUGAAGCACAUGUACAGAAACAGUUUAAAGUUUGUUUUGUUUAACGACAUCUCUAGAGCACAUUGAUUAAUUAAUCAUCGGCUAUUGGAUGUCAAACAUUUGGUAAUUCUGACUCGUAGUCAACAGUGGAUACCCACUACAAUUUUCCUAAUGCAGCAAGGGAUCUUUUAUAUAUGCACUUUCACACAUACAGGAAAACAUAUGCCACGGUUUUUGACCAGUUCUGAGUUGUGGUGCACUGGUCGGAACGAGAAAAACCCAAUCAGUUGAACGGAUCCACAAUCUGAUUAAAACUAGCUCUACUGGUCUACCAGUAGAUCUAACAGCGUUAUUUGGGAG
Messenger RNA from Gigantopelta aegis, 2829 nucleotides. RefSeq names its product diaminopimelate epimerase-like. Gene Ontology annotation, cellular component: cytosol. The record is from RefSeq and is a predicted model, not a curated record. The transcript has 3 exons. NCBI's taxonomy places the organism in Eukaryota, Metazoa, Mollusca, Gastropoda, Neomphalida, Peltospiridae. Gene Ontology annotation, molecular function: diaminopimelate epimerase activity. The coding region runs from base 1454 to 2365 and encodes 303 amino acids.